AUGCCACGCCUAGCGCAGCAAUAUGCGCUGCCCGCUCACGAUGAAACACUGCGACGCGAUAGCAGCGGAAGCUCACAUAAUAGCGGCGAAGAAACCCCUCGGAUGGAGAACACCCUGCGACGCAAAACACCGAACGGUACCCUGAACGCUGGCUAUGACGGCCACCUCGAUUACCAGCACCCGCAGAAGUAUCAACUUAUGGUUGGCGAGGAUCUCGGACAGCAGGCGCUGAACGUGCCUUCCACAAGCAGCAAGCGCACCUUCCUCGAACACCAGCAGCAACAACAUAUUGUUCAUUCGAGCUGGGCAUCCCCAGCGGAUCUUGGCUGGCUUGCAGGCCAAGACCCGCAAGCGUGCUCCCUACCGAUGGAUUCUGUACUGGACCACGCGCAUCAGUUCUACGGACAGACCGUGCCCAGUGUCAUUCAGCCCUCGUUUCAAUAUGUAGGCCCUACUGCUUCCGGUGGUCAAGUCUCGGGACCAUGGGGUCCGUACUGGCAUGAUGGCACAUUCGUCCCCUACCGACCGACUGUGGUGCGCGAUCCACGCUUCUACCAUCACAGCAGCGGCAUGUGGCCACUGCAAGCUCGCAGUCUGCAGCUCCCGCAACGGCAGCAGCAGCAGUGGCGGCAACAGCAAGGGAUGGCUCAUGCUCACGUGUAUGGCACCACUGCACAUACCGCGGCGCGCUAUGGCUACUUUACUCCGUCUCAGACACCUGGCUCAUUGUACGUAGCUCUGCCUCAUGCCGAUCCUGGACAACGCAUUGAGUCAACCUCGUUCGGCCACCUGUCGAACUCGCAGCCCGACCUUACCGCGAACGAAGAGUUCGGGCCGGAGUCCGCAAAUGGCAGGCGCUCGUCUGUCGUGCCGAUUAUGUCGCAACCUCCAAUGGACAACUCUCCACCAUCGAGGGCUGCGCUUGCGCUCUCGUACAUCGAGGAACAUUGCCGUGAGACUGAGUGGCAGUGGACGGAUGGUAUGCAUCUAGGCGGCUGUCUGGCGUACGGUCUUGGCAAUUAUCAGAAAGCGCUCCGAUGGUAUACUAAAGUACUGGAAAUGGAUCCAAAGCAUCUGGAGGCUAGGUCAAAUUAUGCUGCCACGCUGCUCGCGGUUGGCCGGAAGCAGGAGGCUGAAGAGCACUGGAUGGGUGUCGUCGAAACAGCGCCAAAUCAUUUCGAGGCUGUCGAGCACCUCGUGGGCUUGCUGUGCGGCGACCACAGGAGCGAAGACGCUGUGAAAGUCAUAGAGCACGUUGAGCGGGUCUUGCGACAAGCUAGACCAGCGGAGCCGCCUCGGACAUCCGACCGACAAAGCGAGUGCUCGUCUUCGACCGCCAGCCGCUCGCCAUGCAUGUCAGAGCUAUCCGAUCGGAUCUCGUAUGACUUCGAAGCCGACAAAGACUGUUCGGCAUCUGAUGUGCGCGACAACCCAGCGUCUGCGGAGCCUGGCUUCGGAACGAGUGGCUUCGCAAUACCGGCUUCAGAGAAUGGUCGCAUGCUUGCCUUGAUUCACGCAAAGGGCAACAUGAUGUACAACUUGGACAACCACGCAGGUGCUGCACAUGCGUUCGAAGAUGCUGUUAUGAUCGCCACAGGGAGGAGGUUUGGCACCAUCGAAGGGCUGGUGAAGCACAUUCUCAUCGUUGUCUCGUUUCCUGCGCACCACAGCACGCCCAGGGACCUAUCAGCGGAACCGAUCCUCCUGGCCCCGACUCAAGCCUUGAAGACUGCACAACUUUGUUUCCCACAGACUGGCGAGCUUCCGUGUCUGCAGUAUAUCCAAGGGGGGCUACAAAGCAUUGCUCGCAGAGCCGUCAUCUCUACGACUAGUAACUCUCUGCUGUCGCUUGCGAAGAUCUACCAAGAUGGCAUGGCGAAUGCAAGCCGCGCCAACGGUGUCCCACCCCUACCAUGCGGUGUCCGCGAUAUCCUUGCGCUGUAUUACCUCUCGCUGUCCCUGCAGCCCAGCCCUUCCACGGCCAACAAUGUCGGCAUACUCCUGGCAGGCGUACAACAAGUCGCUACACCGCUGUAUGCCGCAGAGAAGCUCGACAUCCCAGGCGUCCUGCCUGGUAGUGGCGUAGCACUGGCCUUGCAGUAUUACAACUACGGCCUGCAGCUCGACCAGCGGCACGCUCACCUAUACACGAACUUGGGCAGUUUGCUUAAAGACAUUGGCCAGCUCGAUGCAGCUAUCAACAUGUAUGAUCGGGCGGUCCGCUGUGACAACAAGUUUGACAUCGCUCUAGCCAACCUUGCCAAUGCGGUCAAAGACAAAGGUAGAAUCAGCGAGGCCAUUGGGUACUACCAGCGUGCCGUGGAAGUGAGCCCGGACUUCGCAGAAGCGGUCUGUGGAUUGGCCAAUGCUCUCAACUCCGUCUGCGGCUGGAAAGGUCGAGGCGGUAUUGCGGCUGAGGGGGGCAAACGGGACCGGUGGCAUGUCGAUCCCAACGGCAUGCUUCUUGACGCCAGACAGCCUGGAGCCUCCAGCUCCGGUUGGAUCAAGCGUGUUGUGGACAUCGUGGAGAAGCAGUUGACCGACGGCGAGAGUUGGGGACGUGGUAUCCUUACGCCCGCGCUGAUCGAAGAGCUUGUACAACAAAUGGUCAUCUUGGACGGACCGGAUGCAGACGUGAAACACCGCGAAGCGGGUCUGCGCAGCAUGUUGAAUAGCUGGGCGGGGAUGAAGUGGGAGGGUGCUCGGCUUACGAGGCUAGUGGAGCGCGCCACAAGACGUAUCGGCUGGCAUUGGUAUCGCGACCUCUACGUCGAAAAGAAACGGCGAACAGAGUCCAGCUACAACCGACCGCAACUGCCCGCCGCUCUAACCGUUCCAACAGCGCCAACGGUUCUGCCGUUUCAUACCUUUACGUGCCCAGUGUCGGCGAAGCAGAUACGACUCAUCUCUCAAAGAAAUGGCCUUCGAAUCUCAGUGAAUGCACUACGAGCUCCAUGGCUGCCCAAGCAAGUCUACCCACCACCCGCACCUCCAGCACCAUAUCUGAAGGUGGGCUAUCUCUCGUCAGAUUUCAACAAUCAUCCACUGGCGCAUCUAAUGCAGUCGGUAUUUGGUCUUCACCACCGCGAGCGGGUGGAAGCCUAUUGCUACGCGACUACAGCUAGUGACAAAUCGGCACACCGCGAGCAGAUCGAAAGGGAGGCUCCGGUCUUCCGUGAUGUGACCACCUGGUCACUCGAAAAAAUCGUGAAUCAGAUAGUGCGGGAUGGCAUCCAUAUCCUCGUCAAUCUAAAUGGCUACACACGCGGAGCACGUAACGAAGUGUUCGCCGCUCGCCCGGCACCUAUUCAGAUGUCGUUCAUGGGCUUCGCCGGAACGCUCGGCGCAGAGUGGUGUGAUUACCUGAUGGCUGAUACCACUGCUAUCCCUCCGGAGACAUUGCGACCGUGGCGUAGGAAUGUUGACCUGGAAGACCAACAAGUCGACGAGAAUAGCGGCAGCGAUGACGAAUGGGUGUAUGGAGAGAACAUCAUAUACUGCAGAGACACAUUCUUCUGUUGUGAUCACAAGCAGAGCGCGUCUGCCACGCACGACAAGCGCUUGAGCUGGGAAGACGAACAGAAAGAGCGGUGGAGGAUGCGGAAAGAGCUGUUUCCUCAAAUCUUAGAUGAGACGAUCAUCUUCGGGAACUUUAACCAGCUCUACAAGAUCGACCCGACGACGUUCCGCACCUGGCUACGGGUGCUUGCAGCCGUUCCAAACUCGAUCCUCUGGCUUCUGCGCUUCCCGGAUCUGGGCGAGUCACAUCUGAUGGCGACGGCUAGGCUAUGGGCAACGACGGAGGUGGCAUCCCGUCUCAUCUUCACAGAUGUUGCACCGAAGCACCUCCACAUCUCGCGAGCACGCAUCUGUGACCUCUUUCUCGACACAGCGGAAUGUAAUGCGCAUACAACGGCGGCCGAUGUCCUGUGGAGUGGCACACCGCUUCUAACACUCCCACGAUACUCAUACAAAAUGUGUAGUCGAAUGGCCGCAAGCAUACUGAGAGGAGCACUUCCGAAGACCGGAGAGGGCGUUCAAGCAGCAAGGGAACUCAUCGCGACCGAUGAGGACGAUUAUGAGUCCAAGGCUAUUGCUUUGGGCAAGUCAUUGACGUACUCGACCAAUUGCGACGGGAGCGGAUCUGGACGGUUGAUGCGGUUACGCGAAAUGCUGUACGAGGAGCGUUGGACAAGUGCCUUGUUCGACACCAGGCGAUGGGUGCGAGACCUGGAAGAUGCUUACGAAGUGACGUGGGCGAGGUACGUCAAGGGUGAAGGAGGCGACAUUUGGCUAGAUGAUCUUGGCGGAACGCAUUGA
Molecule: messenger RNA, 4320 nt
Organism: Baudoinia panamericana UAMH 10762
Lineage: Eukaryota; Fungi; Ascomycota; Dothideomycetes; Mycosphaerellales; Teratosphaeriaceae
Product: glycosyltransferase family 41 protein
Exons: 3
Coding region: 1-4320 (1439 amino acids)
Biological process (GO): protein O-linked glycosylation
Molecular function (GO): glycosyltransferase activity; protein binding
Source: RefSeq, a predicted model, not a curated record